Thamnophis sirtalis is the source of this 597-nucleotide messenger RNA. NCBI's taxonomy places the organism in Eukaryota, Metazoa, Chordata, Lepidosauria, Squamata, Natricidae. The record is from RefSeq and is a predicted model, not a curated record.
AUGAAGGCGCUGGCCCGGAGCUACGUAUGGUGGCCCUGCCUUGACGCUGACAUCGAGGCCUGGGUCGGCAGAUGUGACCCGUGCCAGGUGUCCUGCCCAGCUCCCCCCUCCUCCUCCUCUCUGGAGUGGGAGAUGCCACGCGGGCCCUGGUCCUGCCUUCACCUUGACUUCGCAGGUCCCUUCCACGGCCAGGUUUUCCUGGUCGCUGUGGAUGCCUACUCGCGCUGGGUGGAGCUAGUCCUCAUGCGCUCCACCACAGCGGAGAGUACGGUGCGGGCUCUGCGACGUUUGUUCGCUACCCAUGGGUUGCCGGACACAGUGGUGUCUGACAAUGGCCCGCAAUUCACCUCCACAGUCUUCCAGUCCUACCUGGCCGCCCAAGGAAUCCGCCAUGUCCCAGUCGCCCCUUACCAUCUGGCCAGCAAUGGCCGGGCGGAGAGGGUGAUCCGAUCGGCCAAGGAGGCUUUGGGCCGCAUGGACCGUGGACCUCCAGCCAUAGCUUCACCUGCAUUAUUUGUCUCUCAGAAAGAGACGGCUGCUUGUGAGAUUGUGUUGUGUGGUUCAGCAAGAGUGGCCUGUCCUUCUUCCUUACCCUGA